This is a messenger RNA of Dichomitus squalens LYAD-421 SS1, 1890 nucleotides long. Its product is annotated as FAD/NAD(P)-binding domain-containing protein. Bases 265 to 1728 code for a protein of 487 amino acids. Gene Ontology annotation, molecular function: N,N-dimethylaniline monooxygenase activity; NADP binding; flavin adenine dinucleotide binding. The record is from RefSeq and is a predicted model, not a curated record. The transcript is spliced from 3 exons. NCBI's taxonomy places the organism in Eukaryota, Fungi, Basidiomycota, Agaricomycetes, Polyporales, Polyporaceae.
CUCAUGCCCAGCUCACGGUGCAGCGGCUGCCGUGUCCUCGUCGAGGCCCAGUCCAGAUCGACUGCUGUUCCCUCAGGCUGUUGUUUUCUCACUGUCGUGCGAUGGCGUCCGGAUGGCGUCAAGCAGCCGGAAUUCACGGAAACCAAAGCCCGCUCGAAGGAGUGGUAGUAGGAGCUUUCCGAUAAGGGCAGCUCGUCUUCGUGCACGUUCGCUAUCCAGAAGGUUACCUAUUCACCUCUACAUCGCGUCGGUAAGGGGAGCAGGAUGGGAUCUUCAUCUUCUACAGGAACUGCACCCGCAGCUCCCGAGUCGGAGUCUUCCACCAAACACAUUUGCAUCAUUGGCGUAGGGCCAGUCGGCCUUGGGGCGCUCAAGAUCGUCAAGGAUUCGCCUCAAUUCAAGGAGGGCAAAUGGAAGGUAACUGCGUUCGAAGCGCGAGAGAAGAUUGGAGGGAUUUGGUUGCCCGCUCCUGCCGAAGGAGAUCCUCCACUGACCGCGCUGUACGACUCGCUGACGGCGAACACGCCCCACCCACUCAUGUGCUACAGCUCGUACCUCUUCCCACCCGCGACGCCGCUCUACCCACGUGCAAAGGUCGUCCUGGAGUAUAUCGAGGCCUACGCGAGACAUUUCGACUUGAAUCCGCACAUCCGGUUGCGCACUUCUGUGCUUGCCGUGCACUGGGACGCGACGUCAAGUAAAUGGAACGUGACAGUGGCGGGGGAGGAUGGGGACGAGACGAUCCCGUUCGACCUCGUUCUCGUCGCGAACGGACACUUCCGUGUUCCUCGCAUACCGGACCUCAAGGGCCUCGCGGCGUGGAUCAAGAAAGGCAAGGUCACUCAUACGGCUUGGUACCGCCGCCCCGAUGAUUACACUGGCAAACUGCUUGUCAUCGGAGGCGGGUACAGCGGACAGGACGUCGCUGCAGAGACACAGCCGUUUGCGACAGAGGUCAUCCAUUCCAUCACGAAUGCCGCCCCGGAAGACCUAAAUGGCGGUAAGCUCAAGAAACGCGGACGCGUGGCCGAGUACCUCGACGCCGACAAGGGAGACGUCGUCUUCGAAGACGGCACGACCGUGUCUGGGAUCGACCACGUCGUGCUCGCGACCGGGUACCAAUUCAACUUCCCCUUCCUAUCCGAACCCGAAGUCGUCGCCGCGAUGCCGCCGCGCGUCCCGCCAGUCCCUCCGGUGCUGUACAACUCGACCUACCACGUCUUCCCGAUGGCGAAGGCCAUGUUCCCGCUCGUCACCUCCUACCCGCCCUCCAGCCUCGCCUUCCUCGGGCUCCCCCUGCGUGUCGCGCCGUUCCCCUUGACCGAGGUCCAGACCCGCGCCGCGCUCAAGGUCUUCGCGGACCCGUCCUCGCUCGACCUCGAGCGCGAGGCCGCGGCCAUCGAUGCGCGGUACCAGGCGUUCCGCGCGGAGAAGGGCGACAACGAGAUCGCGAUCGCGGACGCGUGGUUCCGGUUCGGGUUCAAGGAGAUGUUCGACUACCGGGACGAGCUGCACGAGUUCAUGGGGGACGAGUACCGGGUCCCGGAGUGGGAGAAGCGGCUGUUCGAGCAGAAGGAUGCGCUGAGGGAGCAGUGGCGGGAGCUGGAGAGACUUGGGGAGGCCGACGAGUGGUCGAGGGGCGUCGGGGCUCGGGGGGAUCCGUGGCAGGAGUGGGCCGAAUUCAUGUGGAAGGUCCUUCGCCGCGAGGAGUCGAGGGCUUCAGCGUAGUUUCGUGGAGGCAGUGGGUGAUGACUGGCCGCAGUCAAGCUUUGGAUAGACUUCUCCGAGCUUCUCAUUUGCAUUUUAAUUGGGAACAAGCAAAGAUUGCCGGUGGCCGUGCUAUUGCAGUAUUAAUGGGGAAUAUAUUGGUGGGGUCGGCCACACGUGAUC